UUUGAAAGAUUUUAUAUAGUCAUACGUUCGCAGCUACUGCUUCAGUUUGGUGGUUAAUCGCGGUGUGCGUACUUCGUAACGCUGUACUCGACUCAGCUAGAGUAUCUUUCACCUAGUAUAUAAGGAAAAAUAUUGUCUCAUUGUAAUCUGUGCCUGCUUCCUGCUUCUCAUAAAAGAUACUAAACAAAAAAAAAUUUUAAAUUGUGUUAUUGGGACGUGGCUAAAGCUCAAAAGUGAAAGAAAGUUAAUAAUAAUUGCAUACAUUGUCGUGAAAAUUAAACCUAUACCGCUGAAGAUGAAGCGCAAAGGAUUUCAGCAGGUUAUUACUCUUUUCUCGGUUAUGGCCAUAUUUUCGGAUUUUCCUGAUAUUGAGGCGGUACGCGUCGCCAGUUCGCAACCGAAGCAACGUGCUAAAGACAGUCAAUCGGACCUCACGCCCUCCGGCUCUUAUUGGCAGCAGCACGUGGCCACACCCAGCAGCUCGACCCCCUUCGAAUCGCCCUUCUAUUCGGCAACACAUGGCCUCGUACAGACCCACCCCUCUUUGAGUGCCGGGCAUCCACGCCCUGUACCUCUGAAUAGUAAUAGUUUGGGGCCAGGAGUGCCUGUGGCAGGGGCUACCAGCGGUAACCCAUCCUUGACCGCUGGUAGUGGCUAUCUAAACUCCCGCGGAAGCCUGCCGAACUCCGCACGUUAUCCAGUCAACAAGAUCACCGGAACCGUAGUUGAGCCCAAUCCAAAGUCUCCAUUCCGUCACUUAGAUUUUUCUACAAGUGCGACUGCUGAACUGCGACGCAAUCCAGCUCUUUCUGCGCCGGACGAAUGUGCUCGUGCUUGUCGCGAAGGCGAACCGCCUAGAAUAUGCUACUAUCACUUUACUUUGGAAUACUACACCGUGCUGGGCGCCGCUUGCCAGGUAUGCACGCCAAACGCAACGAACACUGUUUGGAGUCAUUGCCAAUGUGUCUUAGCUGAUGGCGUUGAGCGUGGAAUACUUACAGCGAAUCGCAUGAUACCUGGACCCAGCAUUCAGGUGUGCGAGAACGAUAAGGUUGUCAUUGACGUGGAGAACCAUAUGGAGGGAAUGGAAGUCACCAUCCAUUGGCACGGUAUAUGGCAACGUGGUUCGCAGUACUAUGAUGGCGUCCCAUUCGUCACUCAGUGCCCAAUUCAGCAAGGUAAUACUUUCCGUUACCAGUGGACAGGAAAUGCUGGCACACACUUUUGGCACGCCCACACAGGCCUUCAGAAACUGGAUGGACUUUACGGAAGCGUUGUCGUACGUCAGCCGCCCUCUAGAGACCCAAACUCGCAUCUAUAUGAUUUCGAUUUGACCACUCACAUUAUGCUUAUCAGCGACUGGUUGCAUGAGGAUGCGGCAGAACGCUAUCCUGGACGUCUGGCCGUCAACACAGGCCAAGAUCCUGAAUCAAUGCUGAUUAAUGGCAAGGGUCAGUUCCGCGACCCCAACACUGGUUUCAUGACCAAUACACCGCUGGAAAUAUUUACUAUUACACCAGGUCGUCGUUACCGUUUCCGUAUGAUAAAUGCGUUUGCCUCCGUCUGUCCGGCUCAAGUGACGAUCGAGGGUCAUGGCAUGACUGUGAUUGCGACUGAUGGUGAACCUGUUCAUCCUGUUGACGUCAACACAAUCAUUUCUUUCUCAGGCGAGCGAUACGAUUUCGUUAUCACUGCGGAUCAGCCCGUAGGUGCAUAUUGGAUACAAUUACGUGGCCUGGGUGAGUGCGGUAUCCGUCGCGCUCAACAGCUUGCCAUUUUGCGAUACGCCCGUGGUCCAUAUCAGCCUGCGUCGGCGCCCCCAACAUACGAUGUAGGAAUACCUCAGGGCGUGGUAAUGAAUCCCUUGGAUGCUCAAUGCAACCGUCAACGGAACGACGCCAUAUGCGUAAGUCAACUGAAAAACGCCCUUGAAAUAGAUCGUGGCAUUUUGGCAGAGAAGCCAGACGUGAAGAUUUUCCUACCGUUCCGAUUCUUUGUAUACCGUGCAGAGGAUCUUUUCCAGCCAAACACAUAUAAUAGAUUUUUGGUGGCACCCACGGGAGAUCAUGUGAUUUCGCUUAUCGACGAAAUCUCCUACCUAUCUGCACCAGCGCCACUCACAUCGCAGUAUAAUGAUAUUAACCCAGAACAAUUCUGCAACGGCGAUAAUCGACCAGCCGACUGUGGUCCGAACUGCAUGUGCACUCAUAAGAUCGAUAUACCGCUUAAUGCUAUUGUGGAAGUUGUUUUGGUGGACGAAGUGCAACAACCAAACUUGUCGCAUCCAUUUCACUUGCACGGAUACGGGUUCAGUGUUAUUGGUAUUGGCCGAUCGCCCGAUUCGUCAGUAAAGAAAAUUAACUUAAAGCACGCGUUAGACUUAGACAGACGGGGACUUUUACACAGACAGUAUAAUUUGCCACCGACUAAGGAUACGAUUGCGGUGCCAAACAAUGGCUAUGUCGUGCUCCGUUUUAGGGCCGACAAUCCCGGCUUUUGGCUUUUUCACUGUCAUUUUCUAUUCCACAUCGUUAUUGGUAUGAAUUUAAUUUUGCAGGUCGGCACUAACGCUGAUCUGCCACCCGUGCCUCCAGGUUUUCCUACAUGUGGCGAUCACACCCCACCCAUACCCAUAAAUUAGGCAAUGCCACAUACAUGCCAGCAACACCCAAAAAGACCAAGUUUAAUGCUGCUGCUCAUCUAACUGAAACACGACACUACAAAAUUAUACAUGUAAACUUUAAACAAACACGACACCUACUGAUUGUAUAGUGUGUACAAACCUUCCAAACAUAUUUGUACGUGUAUAUGAAUGCAGAUACAAAUCUGUAUGUAUGUAUAUAUAAGCACAUUAUCCUAAAAAAAGCACUGCCAGCGUCCAAUUGUAUGAUAAUGCCAACAUUCGGUAAAAUUUUGACUAUUCCUACUUAUUCCCACACUGGUGCAUUAAUUCAUAUAUGUACAUAUGUAUA
Molecule: messenger RNA, 2972 nt
Organism: Drosophila pseudoobscura
Lineage: Eukaryota; Metazoa; Arthropoda; Insecta; Diptera; Drosophilidae
Gene: stw
Product: laccase
Exons: 8
Coding region: 296-2641 (781 amino acids)
Molecular function (GO): copper ion binding; oxidoreductase activity
Source: RefSeq, a predicted model, not a curated record